AUUUACAGGAACCACAUUGUCAUCCUUUAAUAUUUUCAUAUCAGACCAAGUUCAAAACGAGAUCACAAACUGAGUUCAUAUUUGUAUAUAGCCCUGAGUUAACACAUUUAACUAAAAUACCAAUCUAUAUGAUUGCAGUAGGGAUUCAGUUCCAACGAGGCAACCGUUUGAAGAGCACAUCUUUAUGCUGCAGGGUAAUAUAAGCGCCUACACUCACAAAAAAAGGUCAGGGUAUAAAAACAAGCUUCAGGGCUUCCUUUAGCCGGAGGGAGACAUCGGUUUCUCCAUCGCUUUCCUUUUCUCUAUACUUACUUGUAGUCUGUGGUAAAGCUACAGCCUACAAAGAGCUCUUUGUCUGGCUCCUGCUAUUUGGGGACCUGCUAUGGGCUAUGUGUGUAAUGGGAUUGGCCAGAGUGUGCAGACAGGUGGGAAUAAGGGAAAGGGGCUUGAUUUUGAAUAGACUUCAGUGAGAAGUGGAAACACACACACAGAAACACAUUCAGAUGCUUUGCAGAUGUUCUCAGUAAAACACACACACACACACACACUUCCAAAAUGCCGGCCUACUUCCAGACACAUCUUCUACUUGUCCUGUUUGUGGUACAACCGAUACCAACCACUCCAUUGACAGAAGAUGGGACGCUUGGUAAAAACAGGAAAAGAGUAAACCCAGUGGUCCAUACAGAGUCACCAGAGCUUGACCCGAUCAGUGAUGCUUACCGAUACUGCAACCUGCCCAAUCACACAGAACACACACGCGAGGGUCACAGUCUGGCAGACUACAAGCUACUGUUUGUGCAGGUGAUGAUUCGCCAUGGCGACCGUUACCCGCUGUACACCAUCCCUCAGACCAAGAGACCAGCCAUCGACUGCACACUGUCACCUCACAGAAAGCCCUCUCACCCUCUGCUGGCCUCAUUUAUCAGUCACAUGGCCCAGGGUGGGCGUGGUCACUGGGACGCAUCACUGGGCUCACUGGCCCGAGUACCCAAUCACAGCAGCUGUGAGUUGGGCGAGCUCACACAGACAGGUGUGGUCCAGCAUUUAAAAAACGGCGAGCUCUUGCACCAGGCUUACCUCAAGCACCACAAGCUGCUUCCUCCUGAUUGGUCAUCACAGCAGCUGUGGGUGGAGACCACCGCUAAGAGCCGCACCCUGCAGAGUGGCUUGGCUCUGCUCUAUGGUUUCCUGCCCAAUUUUGAUUGGUCAAAAGUGACGGUGUGGCACCAGAGGAGCACUAUGUUCUGCGGCACGUGGUGUGAGUGUCCAGCACGGAGCCUCUUUCUGGAUGAGGAGCAGCGUCGUCAAUACCGCCUUCGCACCUCUAAUGCCGAACUUGAGCAGACCUAUGUCGCCAUGGCAAAGGCGCUGGGCGUGGCCACACGCACGAUGCGGGCGGCCAAUCCGAUAGAUGCGCUGCUGUGUCAUUUUUGCCAUGGCCUGCCAUUUCCCUGUGCCAGCCCGCAUGCAUUUCCUGCGUCUGAAAAGGGGGCGUGUCUAACACUGCAGCACUUUGCUGUGAUUCGCCAGCAGCAGAGAGAUGACGAGCGGGAGCGGAAGGAGGCGGGGAUUUACCGGCGUUUUGCCAUACUUGCAGCACAUCCUUUCCUGAACCGGACAGCGAUACGCAUGGAGAAAGCUGCCCACGGCAACAGUGAGCCUGUCUUCGCACUGGCCUCCGCCCAUGACAUCACCAUGGCGCCAGUGCUAAGUGCCCUGGGCCUGGAGGGGGCAGGGUUUCCACGUUUCGCUGCUCGCUUGGUGUUUGAGCUGUGGAAGAGUCCGGAUGUGAAGGGGAAGGGAACGCAAGGAGGUGUGGCGAAUGCUUACGUUCGUGUGCUCUAUAACGGAGAGGACUUGACCUUUGAAACUGCCUUCUGCCGCAACCAUGACCGCCACUCCACUCAGCCGCUGUGCCCUCUGGAUGUUGUGGAGGAUAAACGGUACAGAAAAUGGAUGAAUGGAUGGAUGGAUAGACGUUUCGUGUUCAUUGUGAAUGGGCCUUUACUACUAUCCCGUGGUCUACAUUCACACAAAGGUCCACUCAAUGUGGACAUCAUCUAGACAGGUACUGUAGACGGUAAUAUACAGAAAAGGAAAAUAUCAUGAAAAAUAUGGAAGGAUUUAGAAUAUUAUCACAAUACUGUUUUUUACUUGAAUUCUGCAGAAGUUCUCUCCACGUCAUUUCUUAAACUUUCAUGUUCACCCUCGUCUAGUGAACAUAAUCAAGUGAUUCUGGGAUUCUCAGAGAAGAACAUGCAUUUGAAACCUGAGUAACAGCAAUACUGUGCAUGCUACAUAUCACCAUAUUGUAUAAUUUAUUAUUAUACACAUAUCUUAUCAAGGACAGACGGUAAUGAUUGAAAGCUUUGUUGCCUGACCUUGUAUUGAAACACCAGAUCAGGUUUGUUCUUCGGGCUAAUUUGGAUAUAACGGCAACCUGCUCAGACUAAAACGUACCAUCGUGGAAUUCCGUAUUUAUCUUGGGAUCACUUGUACUGCUGUUUAAUUUAUUGAAACGAUACUGACGCUCUCAUUCUGUCGUAAAGCAGUGAUGUGGAACAUGCAUCAAGCCUGCUUUCCAGUUUUGCACAUUAUUUUAUUCCUCUUCUAUGAAGCCACACAUCUGAUCCGAAUCAUGUGAAGACCACAAAAUGUGUCUUAAAUAAAAUGUCAGAGGGAGCGAAAGUUAAUGCUAGCACAGACGUCAAGCAAUAAAUGACGCCAAACCUAUAUAUAGGGUCAGUCAUGAUGUUUUUCAGCGGUACAUUACAUUUAACUGACUUUUGUAAAAAUCAUCUUGUAUGAAUAAGAUAAUAAGCUAAAAUCCCAAGGAGUGUAUUUGACAGAGCAAACUGAGAAAGUACUGGAUGGUAGCACUUUGAAAGAACACAAUGAGGUUUGAUAUGCAGCCAGUCAGCGUUCAUUUAAAAACAACUUUCGCAAAUCGCGCACUGAUUACCAGCACGGUCCUGAGGACAAUCACACUGAUUCAUGCGGAGGAUUUCGAUGAUAACCGUUUAGCGCGUUACGUCUAAUAACGUCUAGACUAGUUUUUGUACGAUGUGCUGUUUGUAAAGUUUGGAGAUUUUGGCGCACACAGCCACUUUAUUCGAUUCGUGUUUAACCUUGUUUAACUCAUUGCUAAAUAAUUUUCAUACAUUUAACCUGGAAUAAUGUCGCAUCCGUUGUCUUAAAAGGUAGAAAACCAGGAGUAUUAAAAGUCUGGUGUAGGGAAUGUUGAAGGGUUUUGUAUUGUGAUUUCUAUUUUUAUUAUUAAUAUUAUCGUGUUCUGGUACAUUCCUUCAUAUCAAAGCACAUUUUGCAAUAAAGUCACAUUCCAA
Molecule: messenger RNA, 3344 nt
Organism: Ictalurus furcatus (blue catfish)
Lineage: Eukaryota; Metazoa; Chordata; Actinopteri; Siluriformes; Ictaluridae
Gene: pxylp1
Product: 2-phosphoxylose phosphatase 1
Exons: 6
Coding region: 556-2064 (502 amino acids)
Biological process (GO): glycosaminoglycan biosynthetic process; chondroitin sulfate proteoglycan biosynthetic process; dephosphorylation
Cellular component (GO): Golgi apparatus
Molecular function (GO): phosphatase activity
Source: RefSeq, a predicted model, not a curated record